AUGUACGGCGGAGAUGAAGUUUCAGCUAUAGUGGUUGACUUGGGUUCGCACACUUGCAAGGCUGGUUACGCCGGAGAAGAUGCCCCCAAGGCCGUUUUCCCUUCCGUUGUUGGAGCAGUAGAUGGUAUAGAGUCAAUGGAUGUGGAUGUUGAUUCUACAAAGACAAUUUCUUCCGAUGAUUCGAAGACCAAUGCUGUUGAAUCUGAAAAGGAAAAGGGAAAACGCAAGCUAUAUGUUGGAUCUCAAGCUUUGAGUUACCGUCGGGAUCAUAUGGAGAUGUUGUCACCCAUAAAAGAUGGCAUAGUUUCUGACUGGGAUUUGGUUGACAAUAUAUGGGACCAUGCUUUCAGGAGUUGUCUGAUGAUUGAUCCUAAGGAGCACCCGAUGCUGCUAGCUGAGCCUCCUAUGAACACGCAACAGCAGAGAGAGAAGGCGGCAGAGCUAAUGUUUGAAAAAUACAAAGUUCCAGCGUUGUUUAUGGCCAAGAACCCUGUUCUCACGUCUUUUGCUACUGGGCGUGCUACUUCUUUGGUUGUUGACUGCGGUGGAGGAUCAACAACGAUUGCCCCUGUGCAUGAUGGUUAUGUUCUUCAAAAGGCUGUUAUAUCAGCUCCAAUUGGAGGGGAAUUUCUCACUGACUGCUUACUGAAAAGCUUGGAGAGUAAAGGAAUUAAAAUAAGACCAAGAUAUUCUUUUAAGAGAAAGGAAGUUCGGGCAGGAGAAUUCCAGGUUGAAGAUGUAAAUCUUCCUGACACAACGGAAAGCUACAAGCUCUUCUGCCAGAGGAUGAUAGUGGGUGAUAUCAAAGAUUCCAUUUGUCGAGUUCCUGAUACUCCCUAUGACGACAAAUCAUAUUCAAACAUCCCAACUACGUCGUAUGAGCUUCCUGAUGGCCAGAUGCUCGAGAUUGGUGCUGAUAGGUUUAAAGUUCCUGAUGUGAUGUUCAACCCAUCCAUAGUUCAGACAAUUCCUGGAAUGGAGAAGUACUCAGACAUGAUUCCUUCCGUUCGUGGGCUGCCACACAUGGUCAUGGAAAGCAUCAACAAAUGUGAUGUUGAUAUCAGGAGGGAGUUGUAUAGUAGCAUACUGCUUGCUGGUGGCACAUCAUCGAUGCAACAGUUGAAAGAACGUCUCGAAAAGGACUUGAUAGAAGAGUCUCCUCACUCGGCUCGAGUUAAAGUGUUGGCAAGCGGGAACACAACAGAAAGAAGAUUCAGUGUAUGGAUAGGAGGGAGUAUAUUGGCAUCACUUGGCUCAUUUCAACAGAUGUGGUUCUCCAAGUCUGAGUAA
Messenger RNA from Arabis nemorensis, 1290 nucleotides. The record is from the annotation of a GenBank genome assembly. NCBI's taxonomy places the organism in Eukaryota, Viridiplantae, Streptophyta, Magnoliopsida, Brassicales, Brassicaceae.